AAUCCUCUUUGGACGCUCUUCGCUCCGAGACAGACCCUAUCCUCCCGAACUUGCUCUCAAUCGUCAUCAACUGCCGCCGGAAGCCUCAUCCGUAGAUCUUUCCUGAUCUUUCCUUGAAACCGCGUCUCUUGCCGUGUACCGAGGACAGUCGAUCGACGCUCCGGCUCUUCCCGAACGGUGCUCCUGUCUGAUGUCGCUUCUCGAGUCGUCUGCUACAGCAUUGCAGCUCAUCUCCACAACCUCCCGCCGUCAGCUUGAACCCCCUCCCAAGGAAAGCGGUGUACGAAGAAUGGCAGCUCGAACUGCCGUACGGUCGGCGAGGGGUUUCAUGGAAGCAGCUCUGACGCUACUUGCGAUGGCAAGUUUGGUGGACGCUCAGAUGGACGUGAUGAUAUCGGACAAUGUUGAAAUUUGCUCGACUCUGACUAUCACAUGGGACGUGAGCAGCGGUAGCGCUCCUUGGACGCUGCUCAUUGCCCCAGUCAACUGGCUUCCGGUCACAGUCACAAUUCCUGCGUCCUACAUGUCUUCAUCAGCCCAGACUUGGUCAUACAAUUGGUCUGUCCCAGACUACUCGGAUACACCCCAAGUCAUUGCAGCUGUUUCGGACUCCUCUGGCAAGCAUUCUGGCGUUUCGGCGAUUACAGCCAUCUCUUCUGGCAGUGGAAGCUGCGCUGCCCCCAGCGAGGACCUUGACUUUGUGUGGUAUGGACCAACGGCCUCUCCUCGAACCUGCGGCAGCUGGAAGAUACAGUGGGCCGAGGAUAAAGGGAACAGUGGCAUCGUUGACCCAAUCCAAUUCUCCGUUCUGCCAGAAGGAGGUACACCUGUCACCUACCGGGCUGACAAGGGCGAUACCUCGUGGAAAAUGCCUGUGGAUUGGGUUCAGGGGACGAAGCUGAUCAUCGCCGCCUUUGAUGCGGGCAGCUCAGGCACCGGUGGAGUGGGCGACAUUUAUACGGUAGGCAGGAAUGCCGAAGACUGUGAUACGGGCAGUGGCUCGCCAACGGCUGGUCUGGUUGCUGCUUCAACAACAGCAUCUGCCGUGAGCACCACAUCGACGAGCUCUUCCCAUAAGAGCAGCACUAGCAGCAGUGAUGGACAUCGUACGUCUACGUCCUCUCAACAUCGAACUUCAUCCGCUGCUACGGCAUCUCCAAGCGGUAGUGUUGGCGGCUCUUCAUCAUCAACCUCCUCCGAUGCCGACGCAGCGGUCUCGAGCACCUCGAAGUCUACUUCGAGCGCCACAGUCGGAGCAGCUGCAGCAGCUGGUGCCAUCUGUGCCGUGGUGCUGAUAGGUCUAGCCUUCUGGUGGUUUCGAAGACGCCAAGCGAAGAGUGAGAGGCCAGAUGCUUUGGCCAACCUUGGGAACAGUAAAGGUCACUGGCCAGGCCUCGUCAAUGUGGUGCCUUGGACGAACAUGGAGGAUGACGAGAAGGACCGCAGUGGUGGUAAAGGGCACUAUAUCGAUGGGGAGGUCACUGUUGUUACAGUUGGCGAGGACCCAGCGUCCAAGUCGCCACGUGCAUCUCUCGACCCACCAGAAGCAAAGUACAGAGUCGCUCGAGGCCAUUCGUCACGACCUCCAAACGACCCACAUUUGCCCAGUGCCAAUGCAGCAGGCUCCUCCGCCCUGAAUACCGGCCACGUCUCGACGCUUUCUCUCAGCUCGCGAAACGCCUUUUUCGCUGCGCAAGAUAAUGCUGUGCUUCCCUCGAAUGAUCAGCAGCAGCAGCAAGCGGAUCAGCACUUUACGCAAAGUCCUGUCAAGCAUACACAGUACUCGCCGCUUCCCAAGCCUGCGAUGGACAAGGUGGUGCCGGACGCAAUGCUCUUCCCGCCGCCUCCGGUCAGAGCGGCAAUGAUGCAGUCGCCCAAGUUGGGCAGCACUACCUCGCCAGGGGACUCGCAUGGAGGAGCUGCCACGUCGCAGACAAUGCGGUCGGGCGCCGAGACAGGGACGGUGGUGACUACUACUCCCCCUCGGGCAAGGCAAGGACACGGCCACCAUCCCUCCAGCAGCACCUCUCGGGCGGCCCCUCUACGCUUUGGACCAAGUCCUCCACGCGCAGCUUGGGGUGGCCCAAAUCCUGCCCAGGGUGGCCUGACUGGUGGUUUGACUUACCAGCCGCCACCUCCGCAGAUCGACAAGCUAUACAAUGGCGCAGAUGCGCACAUCCUCACAGAGGAGCAGAUUGCUCAGCUGGGCGGAGGGGAGCGGCUGCCAGAUGCGAUUCCUUUGUCAGGCGAGUUCAAUGGUAGAGGAGGGAUGAGUCAGAUGCCCUCGAGUACUACCUUGCCAUAUUUAUAAGCGAGGGGGGAUACGAGGUGUCCCGGAGGAUUUAGGAACGUCGCCAAGAUACGUCUAGCGGGGCUAUCCGAGAUUGGGGAUGAUUCG
Molecule: messenger RNA, 2398 nt
Organism: Microstroma glucosiphilum
Lineage: Eukaryota; Fungi; Basidiomycota; Exobasidiomycetes; Microstromatales; Microstromataceae
Exons: 2
Coding region: 191-2311 (706 amino acids)
Source: RefSeq, a predicted model, not a curated record